UGGCUCUCAGGCGGGCACUGCCCGUCGGCGACCCCCUCGUGUGGGCCCCUCUGCGCCACGGCCGCGCGAGUGCCAUGGGGAACUGCGUCGGCCUGUGGCGCGAGGGGUGCCACGGCGGCAUCGGCAAAGGAGUGGCGGGCCUCCUCCACGCCCCGGCGAGCCCCAGCGGGUCCUCCGACUCGCCCGGGGCGGAGGCGGGCGCGCCGAGGUUCCGGGGCCUCGACGACCUCGGGGCGGGCGCCGCCCAGCUGGAGGCACAGGCGAGGAGGCUGCGCAGCACCAUCGAUCGCCGCAGGAAGCUGGCGGGCGCAGGCAGCGACGGCGAGCAGCCCAUCGUCCUUCACUACGAGCGCAUUCUGGCUGAUGUGGAACGCCAGCUCAAGGACAUGCGCGGCCAACUCCAGGACAUGCGUGCCGAAGGCCAUGCGGAGCCCGCGGGCGCCCACGUCGGGGCGGAGGCCUUGCCGCCCAUGGUGGCGGACGUGUGACCGCGCGGCCCCGGCCGAGGGAGGCAUCUCGGGCGGAAGGGAAGG
Prorocentrum cordatum is the source of this 533-nucleotide messenger RNA. Lineage: Eukaryota; Dinophyceae; Prorocentrales; Prorocentraceae. The record is from the annotation of a GenBank genome assembly.